GAUGGCAAUCAUUUUCUGUUGUUUUUUUUUAAAUUUAAAUUCCACAACUAUUUUGAUUCAGUAGCAUGAUUUAAAAUACCUUAAAAAGUUUGAAUGCGCAAGAGAAUAUAACCCUUCGGAAAAAUAUUGGACUAUUAUUUUGAAGAGUAUUACAAGGAACUAACUGCGCAAGUCAUGAAAACUGAAGUUAAGUGAAUUGACGUUGGCCCUGAGAUCUUAUGGGUGUCCAGGGUCUGACCACCUACGUGGAGGGAAACAGACACUUCCUCCAAGAUGUGAAGUUCCGAGACAGUCGCCUUGUUAUUGACGGCUGCAGUCUGUAUUUCCGCCUUUACUUCACCCACGGUUUGGACCAGCAGCAUGGAGGAGACUAUGAUGCUUUUGCUUGCCUUCUUACCCAGUUCCUGUCUGCACUGGCAGCCUGUAACAUCCAGCCGUACGUGGUACUGGAUGGAGGGAUUGACCCCAGUGAUAAGAAGUUUCCAACUCUGCGUCAGCGUCUGCAGUCCAAGAUAAGGGAGGCUGACAAUCUCUCCCGUGGCAGAAAUGGCUCUGUUCUCCCCAUCCUCGCAAGGUCUGUCUUCAUUCAGGUCCUCAUGCAGAGAGGAAUCCCCGUGGUCCAGUGUCUGGCUGAGGCUGACUGGGAAAUUGCGUGUUUGGCUCACCAGUGGAACUGUCCAGUUCUGACCAAUGACAGUGAUUUUUACAUCUUUGAUCUGCCAGGGGGUUACCUGCCACUCACUUCUUUUCAGUGGACCCACCUUAACGGUAAAGCCUCUCAUUGCUACAUCUCCGCUCGGCACUACACCACUAAUGGGCUCUGUCGCUUGUUUGGGGGAUUAAACAAGGAGCUGCUACCUUUAUGUGCAGUCCUGACCGGUAAUGAUUAUGGUGCUCCAAAAGAUGUUGAAACUCUCCUCGCUAUGUUAAAUGUGAGUGCAUUUGGGCGAGGUGGUAAAGGCAGGGCACCCACUUCCCGCAUUGAGGGCAUCCUCAUCUGGCUUUCCUCAUUUUCAAGCCCGGCGGAGGCCCUGGAUGAAGUAAGCAGGCUAAUGGGGGAGGACAGUAGAGAUGGAGGCAAUAGGGGCAAAGGAGGACAGAAAGGAGGGCUCAGUUCGCUUCUGUGGGAAGGAAUGCAGGAAUAUUAUGUCACCCCGCAAAGCUCUCUGGCUCGCUGGUUCUCUGGAGGGCAGACCUCUGGGCUUCCACGGCUUCCAGGGUGUCUGUCGCUGGCUGCAGCACAGGGUAUGUUGCCCCCCAUGGCGCUGGAUGUUCUGCUGAUGCACAGGGUCCUUCUCAUACCACAGGUGGAAAACAGCAAGCAAGCAAGCAGCCACUGCUGUGCCAAAGCCAUACGCCAGGCUGUGUAUGGGAUAUUACUGCAAGAUGUACAAGCAGGGGACGUAAGUGGACAGGGAAAUAUCAGCCAGGGUAGGGGAGGUGGUAGAGGUCGAGGGGGAAGGGGAAGGGGAAGGGGGAGUGAUCAGGUUGGUAGAGGUAGGGGUCAGCAUGGUGUAGGAGAAGCAGCUGUCCAGUCUCAGAGUCCUGGAUGCCCGGUUUUGGUGGAGGAGUAUGACCGUUUUGAACUAAACUUGAAGAAACAACAAGUAGAGGUAAAUCUGACCAAGACCCACAUAAGCCUGGAAAAACUUAGCCAGGCUCCUACAGCAGUGCGUCUUGACGUCCUUUUAAAAGUUUUGGGCACACAGGAGUUUGCCCUGGCUCCUGUUCCUCUCCACCUGUGGCUGGCUGUAGCAGUGACCAGCUUCUGGCUGCGCGAGGCCACACCAACACCCUCACAGCCCCAGCUCCAUGCUCUGUUGCUGGGCUUGGUGUAUGGAGAGCUGUCCUGGAACACCCAGCCUGAAGCUACCUACCAUCAACAUGCCAUCCAACAGCUGAACUGGACCGCAGAGUGCAAUGUGGGGGCGGGUCUGGAUCGACAGCGUGUGAGGCCGGGGGAAAGACGGGGCCUCGAUGUGGGAGCUGCUCACAGUUUCAGCCAAUGGCAGGCCUGCCUCUGGAGUGCACUGUGUCUCAAUCAGCUAUUACUCCUGCCAUUGCCUGAACCCCACUUAGCAUGGUUGUUCAGUGGCACCUUGUUGCACGGCCUCCUCUGGCCCCUGAAAGGUGGCCGAGCUCCUGAAUCCCUCCUAGCUGGGGGUCAUUUAUCCAGACAACUCUACCUCUGUCUGCUGGACGCUGUAAAGAACUGCAGCUCCAAAAACCAUCCCUCUUCAGCAGCAGGAGCAGCAAGGAGGAGAGGCAGAGGUCGUGGAAGGAGAGGAAGAGGGGGAGGUGGUAGAGGAGCGAGAGGAGGAGGAGGGAGAGGGGCUGAGGAGAUAAACAACAGGUUUGCUCUCCUGAUGAGCGAGGAAGAGUUUGAUGAUGAUUGAAGAUGAUUGAUGUGUAUUGCAGAGAGAAAUGAGCUCGCUACGGGGCCAAAUCGUGAAGGAUAUUCCAGUGUUUGAUUAAAAAAACACUCAGGGAAUGAAAUGAAAUGUCAUUAUCAAGACAAGAACUGCACUUCCAAAUGGUUGUCAUAUUGCUUCUUUAUAGUUUUAUUGCACUAAUUUAACACUCUCCAGUAAUAUUUUCUGCCAAUACGUGUUAGCUCAGUGCUCCCAAAGCACACUCUUACUAUAUUUUUAACAGUUUUAUGCAGCUUUUAUCCAGGGUAAUGUGACUGUAAUUGACACCACUGUUUUCAACCGGACAGCUUUUUUCAACAUUGAAUUAGUUUAUAUACCAAUGAUUAAUUUAAUCAUCUGUUGACCAAAACAUUGUCUGGCAGCUGUCACUUUUAUAACCCAUAAAAGAUGUAUUAUAUUUCUUUACUAUAUUGCCUUAAUACUUAUGCUUAUUUGAUGCUCAAGCUUACUUCUUUUGUACAAUAAAAAAAUGAAAGAAAU
Messenger RNA from Labrus mixtus (cuckoo wrasse), 2912 nucleotides. RefSeq names its product asteroid homolog 1b (gene aste1b). NCBI's taxonomy places the organism in Eukaryota, Metazoa, Chordata, Actinopteri, Labriformes, Labridae. The coding region runs from base 219 to 2396 and encodes 725 amino acids. The record is from RefSeq and is a predicted model, not a curated record. The transcript is spliced from 7 exons.